Molecule: messenger RNA, 1393 nt
Organism: Nanorana parkeri
Lineage: Eukaryota; Metazoa; Chordata; Amphibia; Anura; Dicroglossidae
Gene: SLC35B1
Product: solute carrier family 35 member B1
Exons: 10
Coding region: 46-1209 (387 amino acids)
Biological process (GO): UDP-galactose transmembrane transport
Cellular component (GO): endoplasmic reticulum membrane; Golgi membrane
Molecular function (GO): UDP-glucose transmembrane transporter activity; UDP-galactose transmembrane transporter activity
Source: RefSeq, a predicted model, not a curated record
AAUUCCGGUCUUCCUGUUCGGAGCAGCGGAUAAACUCUGCAAGGAAUGAAUGUGAAAGAUAAAGCGUCAGUGGUCUCGGAUCCAUCUGCUUGUGAAGAUGCCUCAGCUGGCAGAUCAGGCAGUGCGAAGGACUGCCCUGGCCGGGGUCCUUCCUUGGUCCCGUCGCACAGUGGGUGUAUGAGGUCCCCGGUGGAGAGAGAUGUGCGCCUGGAGGUGCCGGUGACAGCUGGAGGAGAGAUGGAGACAGGAGGAGGAGUGCUGGGGCCCGGGGGGCUGAGGCUGCUGGCCUGCUUCCUGGGGGUGUUCGUCUGCUACUUCUACUAUGGCAUCCUACAGGAGACCAUAACGCGGGGGACGUACGGAGAAGGAGAGAACAAGGACAAGUUCCGCUUUGCACUUUCUCUGGUUUUUGUCCAGUGUGUUAUCAAUGCCAUCUUUGCCCGACUANUGAUCGGAUUCUUUGAGACAAAGGGAAAAGCAGACCGCACACAGAGCUGGCUCUAUGCGGCUUGUUCACUGUCUUAUGUAGGGGCCAUGGUAUCCAGUAAUUCAGCACUCCUGUAUGUCAACUACCCCACGCAGGUGUUGGGGAAGUCAUGCAAACCUAUUCCAGUUAUGCUCCUCGGUGUUACCAUCCUCAGAAAGAAGUACCCCCUGACCAAGUACCUAUGUGUCCUCCUCAUUGUAGCGGGUGUAGCCCUGUUCAUGUACAAACCCAAGAAUUCCGGCCCCUCUGACCACGUGUUUGGCUACGGGGAAUUAUUACUGUUGCUGUCUCUGACCCUGGAUGGCCUUACAGGAGUGUCUCAGGAUCACAUGCGAGCAAAUUUUCAGACCGGCUCCAACCAAAUGAUGCUUCAUAUCAACCUCUGGUCAAGCUUUUUCCUAGGAGCAGGUAUUUUUUUUACUGGAGAAAUCUGGGAAUUCCUGAGCUUCACAGAACGUUACCCUUAUAUCAUCUACAACAUUCUGCUCUUCAGUCUAACCAGCGCCCUGGGACAGACCUUCAUAUUUAUGACCGUGGUGUACUUCGGCCCCCUGACAUGUUCUAUCAUCACAACCACGCGGAAGUUCUUCACCAUCUUGGCUUCGGUACUGAUCUUCUCCAACCCCAUCAGUAGCUUGCAGUGGGUUGGGACUUUCCUGGUGUUUUUAGGUCUAGGACUGGAUGCCAAAUUUGGCAAAGGAUCCAAAAAGCCGUCCCACUGAUAUCCUUCACCGGGAGCCGUCACAUGUCGUAUUCAGACCUCAUUCACUCUAUCAGCUAUCUAAUUAUAUUGUAACUUUUUUUUUUUUACUAGAAAUUUGUAACAUUGACUCAUAUUUUAUUGAUGAUGGAAGGGAGAAGAUUUUAUUGGAGUACGAGGGUGUAUUAAAAGACAGACAGGAUGGA